This is a messenger RNA of Cololabis saira (Pacific saury), 3901 nucleotides long. RefSeq names its product probable phosphatase phospho1. The coding region runs from base 165 to 944 and encodes 259 amino acids. The transcript has 2 exons. Gene Ontology annotation, molecular function: phosphatase activity. Lineage: Eukaryota; Metazoa; Chordata; Actinopteri; Beloniformes; Belonidae. The record is from RefSeq and is a predicted model, not a curated record.
CGGAGCGCUUUAAAUGGGAAUCCUUCUCCGGCGCUGCGGGAGUCUCGUUUAAUAAAUCUCACAGUGACAUGGUCGCCGCAGCCGGACACCUAUAGCCUUCCGCGUCCGCUCCUGUCACCCCCCCUCCCCACCUCCGUGACCAGCGAGGAACCAGCACACCAAAGAUGUCAGCUCCGUCAAACCCAGCCCCUGCAGCCCCGCAGGAUCAGCGCUUUUUGGUGUUGUUUGACUUUGAUGAGACCAUCAUCUGUGAGAGCAGCGAUGAUGCUGUGGUGCGAGCUCUCCCGGGCCAGCAGCUCCCCGACUGGCUGAUCAACAGCUACCGGGAGGGUCACUACAACGAGCACAUGCAGAAGGUGCUGGCCUACAUGGCGGAGCAGGGCGUGAAUAAAAAAUCCAUCGACUCAGCGUUGAAGAACAUCGCACCUUCUCCCGGCCUCCUGAACCUGUUCCAGUAUCUGCAGAAGCACCAGCAGGACUUCGAGCUGGCGGUGGUCUCCGACGCCAACAUGUAUUUUAUCGAAACUUGGCUGGAAAAUGCCGGGGUGCGUCAUCUUUUCAGGAAGAUUUUCACCAACCCGGCCAGUUUCGAUGCAAAGGGCCGGCUUGUGCUUCUCCCUUUCCACUCGCACUCGUGUUCCCAUUGCCCCGACAACAUGUGCAAGCAGGUCAUUCUUCGAGAGUAUUUGGCAGCCAGGCGAAAGGAGCGCGGUGGGGCUCCCUUUCAGAGGGUGUUUUACAUCGGGGACGGGGCCAAUGACGUGUGUCCGUCUCAGGCCCUGGAGCCGCAGGACACGGCCUUCCCCAGGAGGGCCUUCCCCAUGCACACGCUGCUGCUGGAGAUGCAGCAGUCCCAGCCUGCUCAGUUCAAGGCAAACCUGGUCCCCUGGGUCGACGGAGAGGACAUAGUGGACUGCCUGAAAAAAAUAAUGGAGGAGAGAUGAGAGCUGGGCCGGAGUGUGCAUAAGAAAAAAAAAAAAAAAAAAGGAAGAAAAGGGAACCCCAGUCUAGAUGAAUAGCAUGAUUUUAACCCAGCUUUCACCAUUUAUAGAGAUACAACCAAACUGGACUAAAGCUAGCAUGGUGUAAAAGCUUGAUUUUAUCCUUUUUAAUUGGUAUUAAUAAUAUAUGCAGUAUUUGAACACUCAGAAAUGCAAAUGAAUUAACAUGGAAAUUAAUAUAUCGUGAUCACCUUCUAACCCACACUCUGAUUCUCAAAAAAACAAAGGGGAUUUCUACAAGAAUAUUCAGUAUGUUUUGGGGCAAACAAAUCAUCCUCCUGAGCGUGAAUGGAGUUUACUCACGGAUAUCUCACUGUGUUAUUCUAAAGCAACUUUAAUUAGAAAAAUUGUACUGUGUUAACCCUGUUGGAUCAGUGUGAGGUUUUCACUAAGCUACAGCUUGAAACUUCCAUUCAACACUUCAUGGAAACCCUCCAUAACAAGCGCAUAAGAAGGAUCUGGUGUUACACACCCAACAAACAAACAAAAGACUACUCGUGUUGGGGCAGAUGGGAACAACAGACAGCACGGAACAGAGAUAAAGUUGCACGGCGUCUCGUAUCUAAUCUGGGGGCUGAUUACGCGAAAGAAAGCUACACCAAGUAUGAAAAGCAACAGGAAAGUUAAAGCCAUACAUCUGCCUUUUGGCCAAACACCAUGCCCACCGAAGCAAUGAAACAAAGCAUUGCACAGGUUUAGUUAUCUAACACUCGCUGCACUUUAUACACUGUUCAAACCCUUAAGUGAAUAUUGUCAUGGAGAAAACACACGUGUUUAUGUCGGAGGGGAUUUACCCGCUUUGUGCUAAAUGCAUCCUUGCUAAGAAAUUGUACUAACAAGGGUUUUCGCUUCUCUGGAAUAUUUGUGACAUUAACUCCAUCCUGUCUCACUAACGAUGAAGGUGUCGACUAUGUUUAAAGAUGUUUAACUGAUUUUCUUUUUCUUUUUCCUUUUCUUUUUUUUUUUUUUUUUUUUUUUUUUUUUUACAUCUUUUGUAUUUUAAAUUUCAUUUAUUACUAUUUUUAACUGAUCAAACCAUUUUAGUUACCAAAGACAGCAUUUGGAUUCUGACGAGGAGCAGUAAAGUAAUAAAGUAUGGUGCUUUUUAACUGAUGAAAUAGCGUUAACAAGAACAUGUAAGCUCUGUUAUUUGCUUUUUAACCAGUGCUGUAGAGUCUCAGGGAGCAGAGAGGGUUGAAGGUGAGUAAGGAGGACAUAAAAUACAUAUAUAGUCGUUUGCACUGUCUAUUUUAUUUAUACCUGAAAAAGCAGACAUUCAGGCGACGUGAUCAAAUCAGCUCCAGUAAAACCCAGAAAUUCGUUGACGUCAAACUCAUCAAUGCUCUGUGAUUAGGAGACUAAAGCUCAUUGCUCUGUGAGAUAAUAUAUCAGUUCAAAAUGUCACCGCUUAGUUUUCUUCAGCUGUCUGUGUAGCUGUAGGUUUGUGCAAUAACAUAAUGAAUGAUGUAUACUUGAUGUAAAAAAAAAAAAAAAAAUAGGCUGAACAGGAAUCAAAACUUGAUAUCUGAGGUUUUCAGGGAUCCAGAUCAACUCCAGAUCUGUCAUAACUUUAAAAUCAUGUUACCGCAUUAUUAGGACUCUGCUCGGCUGAUGUCCCGCUGCUUCUUGUGGUUUGCAUUUCAUCAGAGGUUUAUGUGAUUAAUCAAGUCGUAUUAAGUGUGUAAAUGCAUCAUUGUCACAGAAAUAUAAAGCAAUGAUAUGACUAUGUAUUUUACUUGUCAGCUUCAUAAGUGUGACACUAAAAUAAUACUAAAAAAAAAAAAAAAAAGCGCACCCUUUAAAGAUCAGCCAGGCUCAUCAGGAUUUAUCAGGUAGUGGUCAAAGUCUGUUGACACGAUGAGUUAGGAAUGUAAUCUUUUUAUUUUUCAAUACCUAAAGACUUUUUAAAAGUAUAUAUUUUGAUGUAACACAAUAUUUUAACUGAAAUAUGUAUAUUAAAAAAUAUAUGUCUAUUGUUUAAUUGACUAAAUAAUUGACUUGUUGAUCCAAACUAACAACACGAAUAUUCUAAGUGAGGCUAUUUCAUUUCCACAAAAGUACCUUAAGUUCACACUGUUUCUGAAGCAGGUUUUUUUCUCCCAAGUUGAUCAUAAAAUGGUUGGAAUAAAUGUUUAACAAUCCAGGCUAGUUUUAACCAAGAGCUUUAAAAGGAAACAGUCCAGUAUGUAAUAGUGGCUAUCCUAGUGUGUGUUUGUUACGGUAAUGUUACUGGUUUUAAGUUUUGUUUGAAGAGAGACUGUUGAUUAAAUUAAAUGAGAAAGACAGAUCUAGCGGGAGGACAGUGACUCUGGUGAUGUAAUCUUUCUUUUCAGACUAGAUGAUGAGAUUUUUCUGGCAGCACAGGACAGUCGAGGCCUUAAGAUAGACGAGUCACCCAAACCAGUCUGCCAACUUGCAGAUCUUGAAUGGGCUUAAGGUCAAAGUGAAGACAGACGUGCAGGAUCAAGGGGAGAGCGGGGAAAGUGCCGACAGGAGAGUGGAGGGUGUGUGGGGAGGGUAAAUGAUGUGUGGCAAAACUGGUUCAGCUGGAAAGAUGAAGGGAAAAAAACCUGAAAAUUACAGAGGGGAGUGUGAGGCAAAACAGAAAAGAGAUGUUAGAAAAAAAGAAGACCUAAUUGCUAAACAUAUGCUGGGGCUCAGUGUUAUGGUUAUUUAAUAAAAUAUCGUCUGAGGAUUUUCUGACUUGGAGAAAUUAAAUUAGAUCCAUACUUGAAGGUGUAUCCUCCAUGAUUUUGCAUCCCUGCAACACUGUCUUUCUCUAUUGUAAAGAAAGUUUUGACAAAUAUAAUUGUCCUUAUAUAUCCCUUUCCAAAAAGAAAAACAAAGCCUUCUGUGUAAAAUCAAAUAAAACAGAAUGCAAUCACUUGCAAACCAGUCAA